Oryza brachyantha (malo sina) is the source of this 2384-nucleotide messenger RNA. RefSeq names its product BTB/POZ domain-containing protein At3g05675. Gene Ontology annotation, molecular function: protein binding. The transcript is spliced from 2 exons. The record is from RefSeq and is a predicted model, not a curated record. Lineage: Eukaryota; Viridiplantae; Streptophyta; Magnoliopsida; Poales; Poaceae. Bases 195 to 1526 code for a protein of 443 amino acids.
UCUCACCACCCAAUCCCCACCUUGAGCCGUCGACGGCGGAGCUCCGGCGAACCCACGGCGGCGAGCCGGCGAACCUAUCCUGUUUGUCGAGUUUACGAGCCAAUGCAAAAUCCAAUCCACGUAUGAUAUUUUGAGCCGCCCUCGCCUCCCCUUUUACCCUAGGCGACACUAGAAGCUCCGGCGCCGGCGCCGGCAUGGAAGCUUCACAGACGAGUGGCACGAGGAGGGCAGCAGGGCGGCCCAAGAUCGGCGACCUGGCGACCAGCGACGUGGUGGUGCGGCUGCGGACGCCGGAGGGCCGCGACGAGUGGCUCUACUGCCACUCCGCCGUGCUCGCCGCCGGGAGCAAGUACUUCGCCGACCGCCUCUCCGACGACUGGCCCACGUGCCAGAUCCUCGGCUCGCGCUACUGCGUCGAGGUCUACUGCCAGGAGCUGGACCUCAGCUCCCACGUCACCGCGCUCCGCCUCCUCUACGCCGCGGAGCCGUGCUCCCGGUUCGGCGUGCGCGGCGCGCUCGGGGUUCUCCAGGCCGCCGUGCACCUCGGCUGCGCUCGGAUCGCCGCCGCUUGCGUCGACUACCUGGAGUCCGCGCCGUGGGACGAGGCCGACGAGGAGGAGAUCCUGAGGACCAUCCCUUGCCUCGGCCCGCAGUACGACUGCGUCCUCGCGCGCCUCCGGCCAAUCGAUCCGGCGCCGGUGACCAGCAUCUUCCUGUCGGCGUUCCGGCACGCGACGUCAAUGCACUCGGCGCCGGAGCUCAAAUCUGCAGCUCAGGAGCAGCUGGAGUAUAUGCUCACCGAAGACGACGACGCGCCAUUGUUAGUCUUUGACGACGACAUUGUCAAGUCCCAAGUGAAGGAUUGCGUUUCAGGUUUGCUGAACAGGUUCGGUGCUUUCAUGAGUGCAAUCCUGAUGAAACCAAAAGAGGCGCCUUUAGGCCGCGACGACGGCGGACUUCAGCAGGAGUUGCAUUCUUUUGUUUCUGAUAUCUCCUGGGCCUGUCAGAUCUUGAGCAAGCUCGAGAUGAUGAAGUGUGUUGUUGUUUACUGGACUGGGGUUUCGUCCGAUGUCGUCGAAGCUGUCGACGUUGUGUGCGUGGGAAUUGACUGCCUGAAGACUAUAUUGAAGGUAAUAGAGGUGUCUGCAAAGGUCCUGGAGGCGAUUGCAUUUGGCAAUAUUGUUCUCCCAACCGAGAAACGUUAUGAUGCUGUGAAUGUUUGGAUUGGCUUUGCACAGAGAGCAAAGCCUUUGGUUGAGCAGCCUGAACGUGACGAUGAAGACGGUGAUGCUGAAGCACCUAAAAUCAACCUAGAUAAUGAGGUCUGGCAGAGCCUGGAAUCAGCUAUUGUUUCAAUUGUGCUAACGCUACCGUCAAACAAUCAAGCUGACAUUUUAUCAGAUUGGCUUCUGUCAAAGCAUGCUAAAUAUCCGGACUUGACAGAGGCUUUUGAAGUAUGGUGUUACAGAUCAAAAGUUGCUAAACGUAGGCUCUCCUUCUUGGACCACGCCAAUAGGUUAUCUUGAUUCUUCACUUGUUCUUCAAAACCAAACACAGGGAACAUGCUCUAGCUGUUGUACUCUCUUAUUAUAGGAAGCACAAAGUGCCUUUGACUGACAUAAAAUAUCAUGAAAUUCCAAUUACUCCUUACUUUUAUAACUGUUUCUAUCAGAGUGCUAGAGGGUAUCCAUAUGAAUUUAAUACAAUGUUCACAGCUGACGGGAUAUAGUAGCCAUUUGGACAAAUAUACAAGGUGCCGGACUGCCAUAACAGCUUGAUUGACAAACACCAGUGAGAAUACAUGUUAUCUGGGCAGGAGAAGUACCUUUAAAUCUUGUGUUGUAUGUAUUUUCUUAAGAUAUGAGGGUUCUGAUGUUAAGGUGGAUGAAUGCUGGGACAAAGGCUCUGGAAACACUGCUUAUAGAAUAACCUUUGGACAAACAGAACAUCAAGAAUGGGGUAAAGUUGUUGGAAAAACUGAACAUGGUACAUUUGAUUCGACUGAACAUAGCGAUCGGGUUUCUUGAGCAUUUGAUAAAAAUCAGAGGAUUUGGGUGCUUGUUGAAAGGUCCAGUCUCUUGAAGGAACUGAAGAGUGCAAAAAAGGAGAACAACUGCUUCAGCCUUCAGGGAAGAACAAAGGGAUAGGUCACGCAAGAUUCAAAUGGCGACGGAAAUACUGAAGACUGAACAAGCGUUGUGGAAGCAAGCCUUUGGUUGGCACCUGUAGAUCGACUUAGCUCUUGUAUUUUGUAACCUAUCUGAAAACUGAACAUGAGCAUCACCUUAACGGUUAUUCUGACAGUGAAUGUUGUAUAUUGGCACAUGGAGUUUCAGAUUACUUGUUUCCUGUUGAGCUAUUGUUAAUGGCAGAAUAACAACCAA